Messenger RNA from Cyprinus carpio (common carp), 6000 nucleotides. RefSeq names its product ATP binding cassette subfamily D member 1. NCBI's taxonomy places the organism in Eukaryota, Metazoa, Chordata, Actinopteri, Cypriniformes, Cyprinidae. Gene Ontology annotation, biological process: peroxisome organization; long-chain fatty acid import into peroxisome; fatty acid beta-oxidation. The record is from RefSeq and is a predicted model, not a curated record. Gene Ontology annotation, cellular component: peroxisomal membrane. Gene Ontology annotation, molecular function: ABC-type transporter activity; long-chain fatty acid transmembrane transporter activity; ATP binding.
AGCAGUGUGUGACUUUUGUAAUAUGUGUCGUGAGUGAGUAAUGUCCGUGUUUACUCCACCUAUCGGCGCAGUUUACUGUGAUUCUACCGAGACACGGUGAGCUUGAUGGAGUUACGCCUGCCCUCAGACACACACCGGCGGCUGUUAUUCUGCAUUCGGGCCGUUUAUUGAGUUUAUUGACAGGGACUGCAUGUGCUCGUCACGAUGAGGGUCUGUCACAUUUCCAAUCUGCUGCUAAAAUGACCUUUACGAGCAUCAAAACAGACGGAAAGUUGGACGGAAGAAGGUGAAGUAAAGUGAAUAUAUUAGCCAGCAGCGCUAGCAGCGCGGCUCAAACGACACUUAUUUGAUAUUUACAUGCUGUUUGAUUCAAUAUAGUGUAGAUGCGAACGUGUAAAUAGUGUUUUCAAUAGUUUUUGUGUCACCCCGCUCUUUGUUUCUAAGUUAACGUUAGUGCUCUUUAGUUUGUUAGCUUGAUUUGCUAGCUGUCAUUUGAACUACCUCUGAAGUCAGAACAGGUUUGCCAGUUUAUUUACCACUUUAAGUGUAUUUUACGUUAGUUUACUUACAAAAUAUUAACAUUUAACAUUUUUAGAUUUAUCGUAUAAACAAACAUUUCCCACAGAAAUCGUUCAGAGGUGAUCUGUCAUAAGUGUCAGCUGUCUCAGAUGUUUCUCCUAAAACUCCUUAGCAGAAACAAAUAUAGACACAAAUGAGACUGUUGACAUACAGUUACAGGCCUUAAUGCGUAUGGCAUAGGCUCGGAUUGUUUGUUAGAAGGAGAAAUAUUUGAGUUUAUUACUCUUCUGAAACUUAGAGGAGACACUUGUGGGAUUGCAGGGUCUUAAUAACAGAAUUACAUACAACUUGUCUCCAUUUAAUCUCAUUGCUGUCUCUGAAACUUCCGAGAUUUACAAUAGAACGUGUUAGACAUGCUGUCAGUUUGCUGAAAUCACAUUUAUAUUAGUUUACAUGAAUAGACGUCCAUAUAGCUGUGUACGUUAGCAACCUACUUUUCAAUAACUUUCAUUUUGAAUGAUCUCAAUAUUGAUAAGCUACAAAGAAAUGUCUGUGUACUCAAAACUGCCCUCUGAGCUGAAGAAGCCCCUUGUGAGAAACACCAUUGUCCUUCUUGUUGCGCUGUAUGGGGCAAAAAAACUUUCUCCUUAUGUAUAUGGCAAGCUCAAGGGAAGGACUAAUAAACAGGUCAAGGGCACCGACCCGGUUACCGCCAAUGGAGAGCCCCAAGAAGUGGAAGCUGCAAAGAAAAAGAAAAGCUCCCCGGCUGUGAACCGUGAAUUCUUCGAGAGGUUGAUUCGUCUCUUGAAAAUCCUCUUUCCUCGGCUUUUCUGCAAAGAACUCGUCCUGCUCGGUUUCCACUCUCUAGCCCUCAUUUCACGCACCUUUCUCUCCACAUAUAUAUACAAAAUUUAUAUGCAAAAAUAGAAAAAAACUAUUAAGAAAAAACACACCACGUCUUUUGUUGUAAAAUUAACCAAAUGGCUGCUCAUCGCCAUUCCCGCCACGUUUGUGAACAGUGCCAUCCGUUACCUGGAGGGUCAGCUGACCCUUGCAUUUCGCACUCGAUUGGUCACCCAUGCUUACAUGAUGUAUUUCAGUGACCAGACGUAUUACCGUGUAAGCAACAUGGAUGGCAGGCUGGCCAACCCUGAUCAGUCUUUGACUGAAGAUGUGGUGAUGUUCGCUGGCUCUGUGGCUCAUCUGUACUCGAACCUGACCAAGCCUAUCCUUGAUGUAGUGGUGACCUGUUACACGCUCAUUAAAACAGGCGAGUCGAAAGGUGCCAACACCACAUGGCCCUCCAUCAUAGCUGGCAUUGUUGUGGCGUUUACUGCCAAGAUUCUGAGAGCGUUCUCUCCCCGCUUUGGUAAGCUGGUGGCCGAAGAAGCCAGGAGGAAAGGCGACCUGAGAUACAUGCAUUCACGCAUCAUCGCCAAUUCAGAGGAGAUUGCCUUCUAUGGAGGACAUAAGAUCGAGAUGUUGCAGCUGCAGCGGAGCUACACGGCGCUGUCCAAGCAGAUUAACCUGAUCCUGUUCAAGAGGCUGUGGUAUGUCAUGCUGGAACAGUUCCUGAUGAAAUAUCUCUGGAGCGCCUCGGGCCUGGUCAUGGUCGCCGUGCCCAUCAUCACUGCCACCGGAUACUCUAAAUAUGAUUCAGAGGAUGUAAAGCAGGCAGCCCUGGGGAUGAAGGAGGAGGACUUGGUGAGUGAACGCACCCAGGCCUUCACCACGGCCCGGAACCUUCUGAACGCUGCAGCUGAUGCAGUGGAGAGGAUCAUGGUCUCCUACAAAGAGGUCACAGAACUGGCUGGAUAUACGGCUCGUGUGUAUGAGAUGUUUGAGGUGUUUGAGGAUGUGCGUGUCGGAGUGUACCGUCGUUCGGCCUCAGAGGUGAAACCAGAAGAGUCAGGGGUGGCUGGGAAGAUAAAACAUGGCAUGAGAGUGGAGGGACCGCUGCAGAUCAGAGGUAGCGUGAUUGAUGUGGAACAGGGCAUCAAAUGUGAAAACCUGCCCAUAAUAACUCCUACAGGGGAUGUGGUGGUUUCCAGCCUGAACAUACAGGUUGAUGAAGGCAUGCAUCUGCUGAUCACGGGCCCCAACGGUUGUGGAAAAAGCUCUCUCUUCAGAAUCCUGAGCGGCCUCUGGCCCGUCUACAGCGGAGUGCUUUACAAGCCAUCACCCGAGCACAUGUUUUACAUACCUCAAAGGCCUUAUAUGUCAGUGGGAACGCUGAGAGAUCAGGUCAUCUAUCCUCACUCUGUUCAGGAGAUGCAGGAGAAAGACAUCACUGACCAGCAGCUGGAGGACAUCCUCAAAACUGUGAACCUCUGCUACAUCCUGGAGAGAGAAGGAGGUUGGGAUGCAGUGAGCGACUGGAAGGAUGUGUUGUCUGGAGGAGAGAAGCAGCGGAUGGGCAUGGCCAGGAUGUUUUACCAUAAGCCUCAAUACGCCCUCCUGGAUGAGUGCACGAGUGCUGUGAGUAUUGAUGUGGAGGGCAAAAUCUUUGAAGCUGCAAAGGAUGCUGGGAUUGCGCUUCUCUCUAUUACACACCGUCCUUCUCUCUGGAAGUACCACUCCCACCUGCUGCAGUUUGACGGCGAGGGUGGCUGGCGCUUUGAAAAGUUGGACGCCUCCACACGUAUCUCCCUGCAGGACGAGAAGCUCCGGCUUGAGACCCAGCUCUCGGGAAUUCCCAAGAUGCAGCAGCGGCUGGCAGAGCUGUGCCACAUUCUGGGGGAGGACAGCAGUCUGCCGAACCCAGGGGAAGUGGAGGAGGACGACGGGAUGGAGGGAGAGAGGGAGCAACAGAAGGAGGGGGAGGAGAAGGAGAGAGAUGUGGUAUCUGGUGGAAAAGGGAAAGACCUUAUGGAGUGAUUUGCUGAGAGAUGAUGGAUGCAUUCAAGGCCAGGUGUGAGCGUGUGUGUGUGUGUGUGUGUGUGUGUGCAUAUAUAAGCCCACAUAUGUUUUAGAUGCAUGCAUUGACUUAAUGUGUCUCUAAUAGGGUUAGGAAUCAAGAACUUAAUCAGAACCAGUUCCUUUUUUUAAAGAAAUAGCACAGCGGGAAUCGUUUUAAGGAUGUUUGGUUCUGUUAACGGUUCUAGAAUGGUUGCAUUCCACCAAGGAUUCAGAAGAAACACUGCAAUAAAAUAUGCAAAACACCUUGAACCAAUUUUGCCAUUGUUAUGAUGAUCAACGAAUGAUUUCAAAAGACAGCUAUAACCUUUUCUUUUUCACAGACUUUGAUUACAUUUAGAGUUGUGAGUCAUUCAAAACUGAAUUCAGGAUGUUAACCCUUGUGCUGUGAAGUCCCUUAACUAAUUUGCAGUUCCUGGUCAAAAAUUAUGCCUUUUUUUUUUUUAAAUGCUUAUAAAAUUCUUAUUAUGGCUAUAUUUUCACCAAAUCUUGUUUUCUUUCAAUCAGCAUAGAUUUUGUAUAUCUUUUUGGAACUGGCUGAUCAUAGGCCUCAUUGAUCUGAGCGCAGUUAAAAGCAGUAUUUGUGGAUAAUUUAAGCAAAAUUCAUUUAAAAACUGAGGUGCAUAAGCUCAGAUCAAGAUAAGAACAGGUGAACCUGUUGUUUUUUAUCCAAGAAUGCAUAAAACAAAUUCUUUUUGAUUUGUCACUGUUAAAAUCUCAUUUCAUAAUUUGACAACAGGCUUCUGAGGGUAGUGAAUGCAGUACACUUGUUUUCCAAUCACUGUCCAUCCUGCUUCAAAAUUACUAAAAGAACCAUUGAGGAAUCCGAAUCAGAAUCAGAUUCCCAUCUUUAGUCUCUAGAGAGAAAAUGCACAGUGAACACUUCAAAGCUUUUGUUAGCUGUACAGAGACAAUGCAGUUAGUGUGUGUGUUUGUUUAUGUAUGUAUGUGUGUGUGUGAGGGUAGUACUCAAGACUGGGUGUGUUUUGGAGGGGGUGGGAGACAGCUGCCAACUCCACCAGGUGCGGCCGAUGAUGAAAGCACCUAUGAAAGCUGUUCCUCUUGCUCGUUAUCACCGUUCUCUGAAGAAUUCUCUGGAAAUCUGCGGGACCCAGGCAGCGUGUGCGUCUGUGCGUUUGUCUUUAGGGAAAGGGUGACAGUCGAGUUGGGCUCUGCUGUUUUGUAUCAGUUCAGGGGUGGUAUUUUCAAACUUCUAAGGAGUUGCCAUGAAUGCUGUAGCUCAAAUCCGUGCCAUGUUUUAAUGCAGAAUCAAAAAGGGGAAAUUUGUCCACAGUGUAGAUGAUAAGUUCUUUGUUUUUAUGUAAUACUAAUAGAUAUUUGAACAGUGACCACAUUUACGUGCACACGAAUGCUGUGUACAUGUAAACAGGAAUAUCCCAAUAGGAUGUUGUAAACAUCUUUUCUGUGAUAAUGUGCAAGUAAUUGUGGUCAAUAAGAAUUGGCAAAUUUUAAAAUGUAGCUUUUAUUCUUUAAACAAUCAGCAAGAAGCUAUGGAAGCUUGUCUGCACCACAGAAUACAAUAAAUAAAUAAUUGUUAUUGCAAAUUUUUACUGAUUUGUUUUCUUGCAGUUCUGAGAAAAAAGUCAGACAUGCAAGAUAUAAACUCAGAAUUGCAAGAAUUGAGAUUAUUAUGAGACAAUUAUGAGAUAUAAAUAUGAGAUUAAUCCAUAAUUCUAAGAAAAAAAGCCUGAUAUGUGAGAUAACAGUCAUACUUUUAUUUAUUUUUUUAUUCUGUGGUGGAAAAAGGCUUCCAUGAGAAGCACCUUUGAAGGAAAGUUUUCCAUUCAAGUUAAAUUUCUAAUUAUGUCCAUUAGAGGAGAUAAUGUUUUUCUAAUAAUUAAACUUUCAUGCUCUAAUUUUGUACAAAAAGCCAGAGGGUAGAUCAGAUAUGACUUUUUAGAAAUGAAAAACAAGGGCUUGAUUCUGUUGGUCUGAGCGCAGGGCCUGAAGGAUCGCCCAUAGACACAUGAUGAUUAAAUCAGUUCUGAUUUAGCCCAAGGUGUUGUGUUAGUUGUAGGGUGAUGACCACUAGAGUUAAUCUGAACAUUAACGAGACCUCUUCCAGCCGAGACAUUUCUUUAAAGUGUCCUUAGAAUUUCAAUCUUUUAUGUAACAUUUCAAAGUGCUUUUGUUCUCUUGUCAUGUGUUGAUUUCAGAAGGUCAGUCACUUGAUGUUUGACGAUUGUAACAUUUAAUUACUGCUUUAAAAGAAAUUUCUAUUCAAAAGAUGACAUUGAAUUUCAUGUCUAUUUCUUACUAAAAUAUUUUAUAAUGUGAGAUUUUGCACACAUAAUGCACAGAUGAUUUUGUAUCUUGAACCACAAAUUGAUUAUAUUUUCAUUGCAAUAAUUAUUUGUAAGACUUUUCAAACUAAUAUUUCACCUUUGCUAACGCAAACUAUUCUGUAUUGUGUUUUUUUUUUAGGUAUGACUAUGAUAAAAGCGAUUGCAAUGUAAUUGAUUCAAUAUUAGACCCUUUGCACAUUUGGCUGAAUUAUUAAAAAUGUAUCUCUACAGUCGAAUAAAACAUUUCCUCUUGAAAACA